GAAAACAAAAUUGUUUAGGAAAGGACGGUAUCAAAGAAAGGCAAGGAAUUGAGUUACUCAUCACGAAACGACAGAACAUCGUACGAAAGUUAACAAACAUCGUAUUGUGGCAAGUAGCAGUACACGCGCGGGGGUAACUUGGAAUUUUGUAAAAGAAUGAAUUGCAGAGCAUAAUCCGGGUUUCUCGUUUUAUGUUUAUGUUUUCAGGUGUGUUAUAUUAUAUCUUACAUAAUAAAAUAUAACAUAUAAGAAUUGAUAAAUUUUAAUUGAUUAAUUCAAAUAGUUUUGGGGAGAUUUGCAAGGUUGCCUUUCCUUUCCCCAGGAAUUUCAUAGAGGUAGUGUUGUUUUGGUACAUUCAUCUCUGUGAAAAAAUAUGGGGACGACGAAGAGCAACUCCAAUUCAACCACCCAAUCUGAGAAAAACAAUGCAAAUAAUAAAAACAACUACAACACCAAUGUGGUGUUGAAUGUGUACGAUCUCACCCCUCUCAAUAAUUACUUUUAUUGGUUUGGAUUUGGAAUCUUUCACUCCGGCAUUCAAGUACAUGGUAAGGAAUAUGGAUUUGGAGCACACGACUUCCCAUCAAGUGGAGUAUUUGAAGUGGAGCCAAGGAAGUGCCCUGGAUUUAUAUACAGAUGUUCUGUUAAUUUGGGACAAAUAAACAUGCAUCCUUAUGAGUUUAGGAGUUUUAUUGAGAACAUGGCUAGUGAGUAUCAUGGAGAUACCUAUCACCUUAUAUCUAAGAACUGCAAUCAUUUCACCGAUGAUGUCUCCUUUAGAUUGACCGGAAAACACGUCCCAGGUUGGGUCAAUCGACUUGCAAGGAUAGGUUCCUUAUGCAGUUGUUUACUACCUGAUAGCAUUCAAGUAACAACUGUUAAACAGCUACCGGAAUAUCAUUCAGAAGAUGAAGUUACUGAUUCUCUUUCAACUGCCACGCCUUGUGAAUCAAUGGAAUUAGAUGAUGAAUCAGCAAAACGCCUUCUGUCACCUCUUGCUACCGCAGAGGAUGUUUCUUUUGUUAAAGAGGCCCAAAUAAAAUGAGAAAACACAUGGACAACUUGAGUAGUUAGUUGUCCACUUGAUUUUGUGUAAUUCUUCUUUCUUAGAAUAAUUUCAUUUGUUUGCGUGCCAGGGUCAAUGGGUUGAUUUUGUUUAUUAAUGAUUGUACAUGGGGCUUAGAUUAUUGGGUGACAGCCAGUGUUUUUUAUUUGUUCCCAUAUCUUUUUACUAUUCUAAUUAUAAUCUUGUUAUUAUA
Messenger RNA from Cicer arietinum (chickpea), 1259 nucleotides. NCBI's taxonomy places the organism in Eukaryota, Viridiplantae, Streptophyta, Magnoliopsida, Fabales, Fabaceae. The record is from RefSeq and is a predicted model, not a curated record.